CAAAGACAAGUCUUGGAAACUCUUCUCGUUUAGGGGUGGGCCUCAAAGAGUUUGGAUAAUGAAAACUAUGAGUGGGAAAUGUAAUAAUACUACCUCAACUCUUAAAACAACUAAAAUGUGGAUAACAAAAAAUAGUUUGACCAAAAUUGAAAAGUAUCCAACUCCACCCUCAAAAACCAUCUAGGGAUGGCAAGAGUGAUAGCCAUCUUGAGCAUUCCAAUCUUUCUUACUCGAAAUCCAUGUAUUUAUCAAGCUACAGAACGAGUUGUGAAAAACUAACAAAGCGAAUCGAGUGGCUCGUGUGGCUCGUGGAGUACAUUGCAAAUCUACUAGAUCGUAACACUAGCAUGAGGAAAUAGCUCAACGUAUUGCUUUAGGACUCGAACAAGCGAUGGUAUGUUACAUUUGGAAUUUAUGGGAGAUGAGAGUGUCGUAGAGACAUAACAAAUAAGUAAAGGUGGAGGUUUGAUCAUCAAGAUUCCCAAUCAAUCUGAAUUAUCAAAGGCAUGCAACUGAAGGGGAUUCGUAAAUAGGCAAAUUUAGAGGUCAUGUGAAGUUGUGCCAUCCAAGUAACAUAACAGUUGCUUGAGACGUUACUAGUCAAAUAUGUGAGUGCAGGAAUUGCGAUAGCUUAUUUGCCACGAAUGUGAUAUCGCGAUGUGUUUGUAGGGGAUUCUGAAGGGAGUCAAUGAUCUGACAAUUCUUGAAGGCAUAAACGACAUCACUACUAUUAGGUAAGGAUAGACACGACAAAGAGGCAAAGUAAGUUGUUGGUUUUCCUCCCGCCAUUUGAAAUUAAAAAAGAUGCUAAAGACAUAGUUGCGAAAAAAGAACGCAGCUGGAGUAGGAAGGAAUAUACUCUUAAAAAUAUGAGGCACUAGGUGUUUGAGUAAUUGAGUGAAAAUCUGCUCGAAAGUACUUCAUAGAAGGUUGUGGUGAACUAUUGGUCACUCUCGGUAAGCAAGAGAUCGUCGUCAUACACGAGAAAGUAGGCAAGAACUGUUGGAGAUGAACAAGGAUGCAUAAUAACAUAUUUUGACGAAUCUCUAUGCCUUGAAACAAAAUUGACUACAAACUUUCCAUUACAAACCCCAAAAAGUUAUUGCUCGUGUCAACAAACCAUAUUGAAAGCUAAAAGAGAAAGAAAAAACAUAUACAGAAUUAUGAAUAGACAAAACGAACACUUACAUUCACACGCACGGGAAUAAACUAGAAAAGAAAGAAAUGACCUUCCCAAACCACGUGGAAAUAAUUCGCCCUAGAUUCGUAAAAACUAAAAACAAAAAGAAAAAAAAAAAAAAACAUUGCCCCCUUCGUGAAGGUGUGGUAUGAUGGUUACAUUCCGUUUGUUCCUCCGGUUUACAUCGAAUCUCCAUUCAUCACGAUUAAAACUUGAUGUUAACAAAAGAACCUGCGUAUUUGAUAGAGUAGAGUGGUCUUGGAUCAACAAACUCUGCAUUCCUUUUCUCCCCAUUUGUUGUUUCCACCCUUUGAAUCAUCACUCUCAUUCUGGUUGAACGUUUUUCAUCCUUUCUUUGUACCACGUUCUUCUGUUAAUCAAUCAUAUCCUUCGCCUUUAUAAAAAAAACAUUUUUUCUGAUCAUUGUCUAUCUCAAUCAAGUCGUCUCGAAUCAUUACAUCGACAGUGGAUGAAUUCUCCAUUCCACUCUCGAUCGAGCAUUUGAAUUCAUUCAUCAAUUCAUCCAUCCAUCUUUCAUGUAAUGGAGCAAUUCAGGAAGAUGGGAGAGGGACUAGGGAGCUUGAAAGCCCUAAUGGUGUUCCGAGACAACAUCGAGAUCAAUCCGAGGCAAUGCGGGUUGUUGUUCGACAUGUGCAAUUCGGCCUACGAGACCAUCGCAGAGGAAUUGACGCAGAGCCUGAAAUUCGAGGAGCGCCAUAUGAAAUGGAAGGUCAUGGAACAGCCAUUUCGAGAGAUUUGCAGGAUCCUGAAAGAAGUCGAAGGUUACAUCCGGCUCUGCCUCGAGGCCAAAUCCGACGAAGGAUUGAUGUUGUGGAGCAAAGCUCUGCAUCUCCACCACAACAGAGACUGCGUCGAGUUCCACAUCCAUAACCUGAUCUCCGCAAUGCCGGCGGCCAUCGAGGCCAUCGAGAUCGCCGGUGAGUUCGCCGGCUCCGAUCAGGAAGACACCCACCGGAAAAGAAAGCUGGUCACCAGCAAGUAUCAGAGGGAAUGGACCGACCCGAAGAUUUUCCAGCUCAAGUUCGCGAAACAGUACCUGGUUUCCAACGAUCUCUCCAGCAGGCUCGAAUCCGCGUGGAACGAGGAUCGGUGGAUUCUGCUGAACAAGCUGAAAGGAAAGAAUUCGAGUUUCUUGUCGACAACGAAGCAGGAUCGGCAGCUGGCCGAUCUGAUCGUGAAGAGACUGGAAGGAAACUGGAAGCUCUUCCCGAGCUCGAUUCUUGUCGGCUCGAGAGAUUACCAGGUGAAGCGGAGGCUCGGCGGAGGGAGCCAGUUCAAGGAGAUUCAAUGGCUUGGUGGUGAGAGCUUUGCAGUCAGGCAUUUCUUCAUCGACAAUGUCGAUCCUCUGGUUCCCGAAAUUUCUCGACUUUCGUCGCUCUCCCAUCCCAAUAUUCUGCAAUUGCUAUGUGGGUUCGCCGACGCCGACAAGAAAGAGUGUUUCUUGGUGACCGAACUGAUGAGCUGCAGAGACAUUGGGAGCUACAUCAAGGAAAUUUGUGGGUCGAGGAACAAAAGGCUGCCCUUUUCGCUCCCCGUCGCCAUCGAUGUAAUGCUGCAGAUUGCUCGAGGGAUGGAGUAUCUUCACUCCGAGAGAAUUCACCACGGCAAUUUGGAACCUUCGAACAUUCUCGUCAAACCAAGAACUUCAUCCCCAGCAGCAGGGGAAGGGUACCUUCUCGUCAAAUUGACAGGAUUCGGACUUUCAUCUGUCAGGAACAACACGAGAAAGAAAUCGUCAUCGUCGCCGAAAUCCGAUACCUUGUCGCCAUUUAUAUGGUCGGCGCCAGAGGUUUUGGACGAGCAAGAGCAAAAUGAUCAGAAGCAAGAACAACAGGUCAGCUUAACAAUAUCGAGAGAGAAAGCAGACGUCUACAGCUUCGCCAUGGUCUGCUUCGAGAUCCUGACAGGAAAAGUGCCCUUCGAGGACGGCCAUCUCCAAGGGGAAAGGAUGAGCCGCAACAUUCGAGCAGGGGAGCGGCCAUUGUUCCCCUCUCAAACCCCCAAAUUCGUCGCCAAUUUCACCAAGCGGUGCUGGCACCACGACCCUAAUUGCAGGCCCGAUUUCUCGUCCAUCUGCAGAAUCCUUCGCUACACCAAGAAGUUCCUCCUCCUGACGAACACGACGAUCAACAACAACAACCCGCAGCAACAACUAGACGCCGCCGCGGCGCUUUCUACGCCGAUUCUCGAUUACGUGGAGACCGAUUCGAAGCUUGCGCGGAGGUUUCAGAGCAAUGUGGACGCUUUGGUGCCUGUAUCAGAGGUUCCAUUUCAGAUGUUUGCUUACAAAGUCGCGGAGAUGGAGAAAACGAGGCCUUCCAAGCUCAAGGAGACGACUUCCGAAUCGUCGGGGAGCGACAGGGCAUCCAUGAGUGGAGAUGAAGCCACCUUUGUUGAAGUCGAAUCGUUUCCUUCGCCGAUACCCAGUCCUGACAGGAUUAAUAGCAGUAGUUGUAGCAGUAGCCGUAGGAUCCUGUCUUCGUCCCCUGAAGCAGCAGGUUAUAAGAGAUCCCCUGUUUCAUCCAAGAGAGCAUCUUCCGAUCCGUGGAAGACAUCGCCUAAACACACAGGGACACCAAAGGGGAGAGGUGUAAGGCCGCCACCACUAGGACACAGUGGGAGCGGAAGGAAUUUGAGAAUGAAUUCGGAAAGCCAGCUGUUGAACAUGAUGAGUCCGAGGGUUACAAGGAAGACGACUACUGGGCAUGCCUCAGAUUCUGAACUUACAUAAAAAUUUUGGAUUCGUCUACAUCGCAUUUGACCAAUAUACAUUCCUGCAUCUACAUGCUUGCAAGUGUAAAUUGCCCCUUUCUUGCUCUUCUUUGCAGCCAGGCAAGGCUUUCACAUAAAAAAAAAGGCAUUUGUAUUUUACCUUGGGAAUUUUGUUCAAAAUGGAUCAUCUUUCGUGUUCUUAGACAUCUCUACAAAAGACAAAUCUUUGUUACUAUCAAGUCUGGACGUGACUACUGAUUCAGAGGCGCUCAAAAAUGAUAAUCGUCAUUAUAACUAGUGAAAAUCUGAACAAAACAAGAUCACAUAC
Messenger RNA from Linum trigynum, 4241 nucleotides. The record is from the annotation of a GenBank genome assembly. NCBI's taxonomy places the organism in Eukaryota, Viridiplantae, Streptophyta, Magnoliopsida, Malpighiales, Linaceae.